Molecule: messenger RNA, 894 nt
Organism: Chaetomium globosum CBS 148.51
Lineage: Eukaryota; Fungi; Ascomycota; Sordariomycetes; Sordariales; Chaetomiaceae
Exons: 2
Coding region: 1-894 (297 amino acids)
Source: RefSeq, a predicted model, not a curated record
AUGAAUACCUUCAGGAAGAAUGGUAACUCAGCUGCAAGGUCAACGCAGAGACCAGCUACCAAAAGACCGCAGAGUGGAGCACCGCAGUCACAGACCACGACCACGAAAACUACGAAGAAAGUGGUAGCAGGGCCCAAUGGUCAACCAGUCCAGGUCGUUGAAGAGCGUACGGUCAAAAAGACCAUGUGGACCCGAGCCGUAAACGGCGCCAGCAAAGCCGCUAAACCCAGCACCUGGAAGCACCCAGGCAAGUCCGCCAAAACCCCCCCCACCCACGCCAGCAAGCUAGGCAAAGACAGCUCAGGCUUCAACCUGAGCUACUACCGCAAGUCCUUCUUCAUGCUCGAAAAACAAGCCCAAUUCGACCUCUACGUGAACGGCCUCGCCCCCAAAAUGACCAUCUGGGAAGUCAACAUGCUCAAAGCGUCCCGCCGCCGCGCCGUGCGCGUCUUCCGUCCGCACGCCGUCAUGUACGAGGCGCACGUCUCGCCGCAGGGCUACACGGCGCCGACGCGCGACCUCGUCGCCGAAGCCAAAGCCGCCAAGCGCCGCGCCGCUGCCACCGCCCAGGCCCGCAAGACCAAGCUCGCCAACUCCACCGCCGCGGCCCCCGGCGACGCCCUCCCCAUCCACCCCACCCCGGCCCACUACGCAAAGAUCCAAACCCCCCGCCCGACAAAGGCCCAGCAGCAGCAGCAACAGCAGCUGCGCCAGAAAGAGGCGGAACAGCGCCUGCGCCAGAAACAGCUGCAGGAGAAGUAUCGGUUGCAGCAGCAGCAGCAGCAGCAGCAGCAGGCUGCGCGGGUGCGGCAGGCGGGGGCGGCUGGGCAGGGCCGCGUGGUGGGGGGGAGGCGUGUGGUGGGGCAGAGCGUGGCGAGUAGUUCGAGGAAUUAG